AUGCCUAAAAAAGCAGAAUUAAAAAUCGAAACGCGUGCUACAAUAAUUGCUGAGUUUAAUUGCGGUGUUUCAGCUUCAGAAAUAGCUAAAAAAUAUAAUUGUGAUCGGCGAACUGUUUAUUACCUUGUAGACAAAUAUAAAAAUCAUCAUAAUUGUGAGAACCUACCAGGGAGAGGGAGAAAAAGAGUGACAAAUAAAAAAGAUGACACACUUAUAUGUCGGUCUUUUAAAAUAUAUCCACGUCAAACUUUUAAAUCAGCGUUGUCUAACUUCAACGACAACCGGGAAAAUAAAGUAAGUAUGACAACAGUUCGCAGGAGACUUAAGGAGAACGGAUUUAAAUCUUACGUCAUUCGCAAGCAACCCUAUAUUACUCCUAAAAAUCGAGAGGCUAGAUUGCAAUUUGCUUUGGAAUAUAAAGAUAAGUCUUUAGAGUAUUAG
This is a messenger RNA of Condylostylus longicornis, 441 nucleotides long. RefSeq lists its product as uncharacterized. Bases 1 to 441 code for a protein of 146 amino acids. Gene Ontology annotation, molecular function: DNA binding. Gene Ontology annotation, biological process: DNA integration; DNA transposition. Lineage: Eukaryota; Metazoa; Arthropoda; Insecta; Diptera; Dolichopodidae. The record is from RefSeq and is a predicted model, not a curated record. The transcript has a single exon.